Messenger RNA from Alligator mississippiensis (American alligator), 1067 nucleotides. It is a transcript of the gene SNRPD1, whose product is annotated as small nuclear ribonucleoprotein D1 polypeptide. Gene Ontology annotation, molecular function: RNA binding. The coding region runs from base 139 to 498 and encodes 119 amino acids. Gene Ontology annotation, cellular component: U2 snRNP; U1 snRNP; SMN-Sm protein complex. Lineage: Eukaryota; Metazoa; Chordata; Crocodylia; Alligatoridae. The transcript is spliced from 4 exons. The record is from RefSeq and is a predicted model, not a curated record. Gene Ontology annotation, biological process: RNA processing; spliceosomal snRNP assembly.
CCAUUCAUUUGUUAGUAGCUUUUGCCGCUUCCUUGGCGCGAGCCUCCGGCGCGGCCUGGUCUGAGGCCUCCGCACCGGGCUCAAUUUUUUUCUCUUUUUUUCUCCGGCCGUUUGCUUCCCGCGGUCUCGGCUGCCGCCAUGAAGCUCGUGAGGUUUCUGAUGAAGCUGAGCCACGAGACUGUCACCAUCGAACUGAAGAAUGGCACGCAGGUGCAUGGCACCAUCACAGGAGUGGAUGUCAGUAUGAAUACACAUCUUAAAGCUGUGAAAAUGACACUGAAGAACAGAGAGCCUGUACAGUUGGAGACAUUGAGUAUUCGAGGAAAUAAUAUUCGAUACUUCAUUCUGCCAGACAGUUUACCUCUGGACACCUUGCUGGUGGAUGUUGAGCCAAAGGUCAAAUCCAAAAAAAGAGAAGCAGUUGCAGGAAGAGGCCGUGGCAGAGGUCGGGGUAGAGGCCGAGGCCGUGGCAGAGGAAGAGGUGGUCCCAGGCGAUAAAUUCCAGAAUCGUUUGGAAUGUGGUAACAGGGCCUGUUCUAAAGAAAGUUUUUUUGUACAGCUUUUGUUUGCAAUGUCAAUUUUUAAUAAACACAACUGUGGAAAAAGAUGUUUCUUUUUUUGUCAGCUAGGCUCCUAUGGAGUUUUGUAUUCCUAGGAGUCUGAUGGUUUAGUUCCCGAUGCCCAAGCAUGCCAUUUUGAUGUUCGGUCAAGAAAUGGACUUUUUUUGCUAGCAUAUGCUGUAAUUUCACCCUUUGCAUAUCUACUGGGUAAGUUGCUUGUUGAUAUGUUGUAAUGAUGCUCAAUCAAAAUGAGCCCCUAGUUUUCUUUAUAAAACUUCAUCAUAGUUAUGGAGCUUCACUAAAAUAUGGUAAGAAUUAAUACUCCUAAGUAUUUGUUCAACAAUGAACGUCAAAGUUGACUAUGAAAAGUGUAGAUAGAAUUAUAUUUUCUGCUAAUUGAACUUAAAUUUUACUUCUUUCAUCUUCCUUCAGAGAUAGAAAUGAAUCGGGUCUGUAGAACCCAAGGAUUGUGGCAUCUUGUGAUUAAAAUUAAAUGUUAUCCUUGCA